Symbiodinium natans is the source of this 3876-nucleotide messenger RNA. The record is from the annotation of a GenBank genome assembly. Lineage: Eukaryota; Dinophyceae; Suessiales; Symbiodiniaceae.
AUGUCCACGUAUCAUGUCGUGGAGUUCCCAAGACUUUAUGUGGGUGUGGCAUCCAGGAUGCUUCAAAAGCAGCUCUUUCCAGAUCCGGAGGAGACUCGCACCUUCCUGGUUGAAGAUGACAGCAGGCUUCCGUGGCAGAUGGUUGGCGAGGCAGACAUCAGGUGGAGUUGGUGUUUCAAGCCCAGAGACGAGAUGGGCAAGGAUCUCGCCAUGUGCCUUCAACAGUUCGACAAUGAUCGCGAAGAGUUUGAAGCGAAAGUGGUGCAGUGGCUGCAAGGGGGAGGUGUCCCAGUUAGCAGCAUGCCGGUGCGAAGUUCCAUGGCCCUGGGAAGCUUUCGGGAUUCCCUUUCGCUUGAUGGCCUCAUGAGCAUGAGCAUGGGCAUGGGCAGUAUAGAAGUCGCGCCUCCGCAGCUGAUGCAUUUAGAAGAGCGCCUGGAAAGGCUUGGUACCGAGGUCUUCAACAUGAAGAGAGCCCAGGACGUGGACCAUGUGCGCAAGGUGGACAAGGAAGACCUUCAGCUUGUGGUCGCGCGUCUUGGCGCACUUGAGAAGUUCAACAUUCCAGAUCUGAAGAUCCGCAUCGAGGCUCUCGAGGGUGACACCAAGUUCAGCGCACAGAACUUGGUGGAACUCAGGGAGAAGGUCUUCAAGGUAGAAGCAGUGGCAGCACCACGUUCUGAGCUGGCAAAGGUGCAGAAUGGGUUCGAGGAGUUGAGGUCCGACCAUCAAGCCAUGAAGGUCGAGCUGAAAGAAGCCUCUGCAUCCAUGUACAAUGCCAACCGCAAGUUCAUCCACGAACUUCAAGAGGUGAAAUCUUGGACACAAAACUCUAUCACCGUCCUCCACAAGCAGAAGGUGGACAGCCCGGACCUGGCUGCCAUUACGGACAAGGUCUUGAAGCUGGAGCAGUCGAUCAAGGACAAUCGCCGAAUUCUCGGAGAUGGUGGUGGCCAGGAGAUCAAUGCGGUUGUCAGACGCAUCAUCCUAAAUCUGGAGGACAAAAUCAUGGUGCUAGAGAAGAAAAUCGAUGCCCUGGCAGAUGGACGUCCCCCGAAGGACAUCAUGCCUCGAAACGAAUCGCCAGCUCACAAGCAUGCAGUCUCUCAUUCAUCAGAGGUGCAGGAGGCCAGAGAAUCCCAGCCAAGUGGCCAAGAAACCUUGCAGUCCUUGCAUCGUCCGCACGAGGCAGCUCUGCAAUCUGUCAGUGAGGAGUUGACUGCGAUGACAGAUGCACCUGGGAUGCAACUUCUUGCGGAGUUUUCCGUCUCAAGGCCAGAUUGCGCCAGCACCGGCACGGCCUACCGAGGCUGUGGCCAGACUGAAGCAGGACAUCUGCGUCAGCAAGGCCAGCUUUCCCAGGCGAUGCGCGCUGUGCAUGUGAAAGCUGCCGCCUAUCUGAGUCCGUUGGUUGACGGUUGUAGGCUUCUCUUCAGGGCGCGCAUCUGUACGCAUGCCUGGGUGAAAGUUUUCGAUACUGGGAGGACGGGAGAGAAGAUGUCCCAAGCCCAACAUAUGCGGAGCUCCUUUGUGCAGAGGCUGGAGGCGAUGUCUCUGUCAUCCUCGCCCUGUCUUGACGCCUGUCACCGAAGAUCUUUACGAGACAUCGUUGACACUGACAGCGAUGCAAGAGAAGCUUCCGAAGGCGACACGACGCAGCACAUGUCCAGGUUCUCUACAGUCCGACGGGCGCCUCUCCUUGCGACGGCUGCUGUUGAGCCACGUCGAGAGCUCGCGCGGCACCGUUCUACCUCAGGAGCCUUUGGAGAUCCCGAGCCUUGUCUGCCACCCUCUCGUCGUCCUGAGCCUCUGGAAAUCUCAGAAGGGCCCAUCCGCAUGGGUCACAAGGUGCAGGGAUCGCCAAGCGAGCUGUCCACGGCUCCUACAGCUCAUGAGGAUGCUGCUGCGCAUGACCCUGUUGAUCCAGGAGCCAUGGCAGGGUGCCAGAUCAGCUCGCCUGUAGGAAGCGUUGCGCUGGUUUCAGCAGAGUUUGAUGCUGACAGUGCAGGUCGCAUUCUUGCUGAAAGUCGGUGGUCAAGUCUGAGAGAUGAAAGCUGCCCAGUCCGGAAGCACUCUCUGCCAGCCCCUGUUCCUGCACGAACAGCUGAGCAGGACAAUGCUGACGAGACAGUGGCGGGGCUGCAGGAGCGCCUGAAUGUCCUCUUGGAACUUGCUGGCACAUCGCGGAGCAGCGCGCGGAUACCACAGGCUUCUGUUGAAGAGCUUGAGACCGAUCUGGUUCAAGUCACAGGCCGAGCUCGUCGCCUUUGGAAGGCGGUGGAGUCCGGGGAGGUCAUGGUGCGGGAUCUUGAGGCUCGGCUAGAGAAGUCAGCAUCAAGCUCCUCCGCAGCUCCAGUCGUGCAGACGUCCGGGCCAGAGGAAGCAAGCCUUCGGAUCGCCCACGCUUCCCAUCGGCAGCCAGAAGCGCGAACAUGGCAGGAGGAGCAAGAGCUCGCAGAGCGGAUUGUCCACCUUGACCAUGGUCUCAGAGAAGCAGAUGCGAAGGCAGCAGAUGAGAGGAGGAAGUCCACAAGGCUGAGGGCUCGAAUCGCACGCAUGCGCCAGGAAUAUCAGAACUGUAUCUCCGAGGUGGCUGGCAGCCGCAAUGCCAUUGAGCGCUAUAGGGCGGAGGGUGUGCGCUGGCGCGGGAUUCUUCAAUCACAACAGGAUCAAGAGCGAGAACGGCGCCAGGCCGACAGCAAGCUGAAGUCUCGGCUGAGUGGUUUGGCAGUCCAGCCUGUGCCAGUUGGCGAGGAGGACAGCACACUGAAGAUUGCCAAGCACGUGGGUCAGUGCUUGGCAGAAGCGUGGAGGGCAGGCGCCGCUCGCCGAGCAGAGAAGGAGAAGCUGCAGGGGCACCGCAGCAAACUCGAGAGCCUCCUGUUCACCGCAAAGGCAGACAUGGAGCUGGAGACACAGCGCCUCGUAAGAGCAGAAGAGGAGCUGCAACGACUCGUCGCAGAUCAAAGAGCCAGAGAGCGUGUCGUCAAAGAAGAAUACGCGGUGGCUCGUGCCACGAACUCCCUGCUCUCAGAGGAGAGGUCGGUUUGGCUGCAGACGAGGCCAAAGCUGCUGAACUUGCUUGAAAGUGGCCGUCAAGUUCCAGGUGGAGGGGCUUCCAAGCCAAUGCAGGAAGGGCGAAGUGCUUCGCCGCGUGAAGGCAUGGGACCAGCUCAGGCCCUGCGAGCUGCCGAGAGGGAGAACAAGGAGCUACAGGCCACCAUUGCUGCCUUGGAAAAGGACAAGGUCUUCUCCCCUGGGCCUCCGCUUCCGGAGAAAGUCCACAAUGUAUCCUUGAACUGCCCAGCGUCAGAGAAUUUCGUGGAGUCGGGUUUGGGUCAAGAAGGAGCCGGCACCAUGGGCGAGAGCCUGCCUUGUCGGGGGCAGCAGAACCUCGAGCUGGCCAGUCGGCUGCAUGUCUACGUGCAGAGCAGCUCCAUAGAAGGUAUGGACGACGAGGGCACUGCAUUGUCUCUGAAUCGAGUGCAGGUGAUGAUUGCGGCAGCUGCACGGCAGCUUGUCGCUGGCAAUAAGUGGAUCACGAAAGAGGUCUUCGAUGGCCGACUGGAUCAGAUACGCAGCGAAUACCUCAAAGAGCUACGGCAGAUCCAGGCAAGGCUCGAGGACCAGUCGAGUUCGAAGGCCCUCGGCGUGACUCCCGUGGUGACAGUUUCUUCCAAGCUGCCCAAGAUGAUGCUGCAGCACAUGCCCAAUGAGGCAACUGCUGCCAUCCAUGCAGAGGCCCCCGACCGGCUUGGAACAGCUCCGGCCAGUGGGACACGACCAAUUCCUGCAGUUGCACUCCCCCUUAGUGCUCGGGGUGGUGCCCUACGCCCGUCUACAGUGGACAGCAGGCCACGAAAAGGGCGCGAUCGAUGA